AUGGCAUCCGCAACUGGGAUUCCCGAAGAGCGGCCGUCUGCUCUGCAAGAGGGUAUCGAGAAUGAACCGCUGCUCGGCCAGCCCGGCGCAGUCACCCAGAGAGAAGACCAGAGCAUCUUCGUUAAUUUGAUUACGGGGACUGCGGGACUGGCACAGGUUGGAAUUCUGAUCAAUGUCGCCCUCGUCUGGUCCGGAAUCUUCACUCAUGAUCUCAUCUUCUUCUCGCCUCACCCGCUUCUCAACUCCGUGGGGAUCCUACUCUCCGUUCAGGCAAUCCUCAUCGUGCAGCCGACUAGGACUCCCUCGCAGAAGCGAACCGGUGCUCUCACGCACUUUGGACUCCUUGCCGUCGCCAACCUAGCCUUCAUCUCGGCCCUCAUCAUCAUCGAGAUCAACAAGCAGAGUCAUCCGGAAACCCGGUUUUCCUCUGUCCAUGGAAUCCUCGGCCUGACAACCUACAUUAUCAUCUUCCUGCAGGCAGCCGUCGGCGUUGCGCAGUACUUCUUCCCAGAAACCAUCUUUGGUAGCGUCGAGAAUGGGAAGAAGAUAUACAAAUGGCACCGUGUGAGCGGCUACGUGCUCUUUGUCUUGGAAUUGGCGGUUGUUAUAGCUGCUACGAAGACGGAUUAUAACGUCAAGACGCUGCAUAUUGGCUUCUGGCCGGUCAUUAUUUCAGCGUUUCUCACCUUUGCCGGUGUCAUUGCGAGAGUCAAGCGGUACAAGCUGCCGGCCUUUCUAAGAGGAUCCGCUAGGGCACCAAGCAUAUGA
Nannizzia gypsea CBS 118893 is the source of this 768-nucleotide messenger RNA. RefSeq lists its product as hypothetical. The record is from RefSeq and is a predicted model, not a curated record. The coding region runs from base 1 to 768 and encodes 255 amino acids. Gene Ontology annotation, molecular function: transmembrane monodehydroascorbate reductase activity. The transcript is spliced from 4 exons. Lineage: Eukaryota; Fungi; Ascomycota; Eurotiomycetes; Onygenales; Arthrodermataceae.